UGGAAGGACUAAUAGACAGUAGUAGUAAUCUAUAAAUGUUCAUUCGAGGGAUCGCGUGACUUGUGUGGCGCUCUCUCUCUCUCUCUUCCUGAUUUGUCUCCUCCCUCCUUUCUUCUGCGCCAGCUUCGAAGCUGACAAAGCGAGUGAGAUCGAGAGAGAGAGACUGUGUUAGGACGACGAAAGGAUGGAUCCCGACGCUCUAGCCAAGGCUUUUGUGGAGCACUACUAUACAACAUUCGAUGCAAAUCGUGCUGGUUUGGCGAAUUUGUACCAGGAGGCUUCGAUGCUCUCCUUUGAAGGUCAGAAGAUCCAGGGGGCUCAGAAUAUUGUGGCCAAGCUCACUAGUCUACCUUUCCAGCAGUGCCAGCACGCUAUUACCACCGUUGAUUGCCAGCCUUCCGGCCCCGCCGGCGGUAUGCUCGUCUUCGUCAGCGGAAAUCUACAGCUCGCCGGUGAACAGCACGCCCUCAAGUUCAGUCAGAUGUUUCAUUUGAUGCCAACCCCGCAAGGAAGCUUCUACGUCUUCAAUGACAUUUUCCGGUUGAAUUAUGCAUGAGAAUGAUCAACUGGGAAAUGCAAUGGGAGGGACUAUAUUUGGUUGGAACAUCUGGGACAGAAAUCAGUUUGCUUAAUUCGGUUAGCUUGUAGACAUUAAAAUGGAAUCCUUUUUCUUUUUUCUUCCUAUUUUGUGUUGGUUUACUUGUGUUCUCAAUAUUCUGACUUUGAAAGCAACAGAUUCCUUUGUGGUUGUGAUUGGAUGAUUGGUGAAAAUUUCUCUUUGAAUGUGAUAAAUCUCCGAGAAUGGAAGUAGGCUUUGAGGUUA
Messenger RNA from Macadamia integrifolia, 823 nucleotides. Its product is annotated as nuclear transport factor 2B. The coding region runs from base 185 to 556 and encodes 123 amino acids. The record is from RefSeq and is a predicted model, not a curated record. The transcript has 2 exons. Gene Ontology annotation, biological process: nucleocytoplasmic transport. NCBI's taxonomy places the organism in Eukaryota, Viridiplantae, Streptophyta, Magnoliopsida, Proteales, Proteaceae. Gene Ontology annotation, cellular component: nuclear pore central transport channel.